CCUCAGCAACUAGGCUCUCUUCACACGAGCGCAACCACCACCCCCCACCACUACAAGCGGAAGCGAGCGGCGGCGGCGGCGGCGGCGGCGAUGUCGGGCAGGGGCAAGGGCGGCAAGGGGCUCGGGAAGGGCGGCGCGAAGCGUCACCGGAAGGUGCUCCGCGACAAUAUCCAGGGCAUCACGAAGCCGGCGAUCCGGAGGCUGGCGAGGAGGGGCGGAGUGAAGCGCAUCUCCGGGCUGAUCUACGAGGAGACCCGCGGCGUGCUCAAGAUCUUCCUCGAGAACGUCAUCCGCGACGCCGUCACCUACACGGAGCACGCCCGCCGCAAGACCGUCACAGCCAUGGACGUCGUCUACGCGCUCAAGCGCCAGGGCCGUACCCUCUACGGCUUCGGCGGCUAGGUUAGGGGUCUGUCGAUGUGGUUCGGUUCCAUGGGUAGCCUUAUCGCCUUACAUGUUUUCCGGUAGUUGCUGUAGCGGAGUAGUAGCUGGUUGCUUGGUCCCUUUGGCGUCGGGUGUGUCGAUGUAAGAACCGCUGGUUCGAAGCAAUUGGUCUGGAUGCAGGAUGCUGAUGUAGGAAAUCUGCAGUUCACUUUCAAUUGUUAUUCUACGAAUACUGUUUGUCUCGAAGUAAACUCUGCACAAAUUGUCCUGGAU
Molecule: messenger RNA, 657 nt
Organism: Panicum virgatum (switchgrass)
Lineage: Eukaryota; Viridiplantae; Streptophyta; Magnoliopsida; Poales; Poaceae
Product: histone H4
Exons: 1
Coding region: 91-402 (103 amino acids)
Biological process (GO): nucleosome assembly
Cellular component (GO): nucleosome
Molecular function (GO): protein heterodimerization activity; DNA binding; structural constituent of chromatin
Source: RefSeq, a predicted model, not a curated record